AUGUCCGUCACACCAGAAAAGAAUCGCGAGGCUGUCCCGGGUGAAGUGAGUGGUGCCUCAGAGACCGACCAUGUGGAAGACACCAUAGGGUCUUUGGAUGAAAAUCUCGUCUAUGAAGAUGAGCAACAGCCAGAGCUUCAUGCCCGGACUUACUUUGCCCUGGCUGCAAUGUUCCUGCUCAAUCUCGUUCAAGUUUUCGGUCUUAUGGGUCCUCCAGCCGGUCUGUCUUAUAUAGAAAGUGACCUCAAAAAUACCGUCGCCGGCACAUGGGUCCCCAACGCCCUCUCGCUCGUUCAGGCUGUUCUAGCCCCUCUGAUAUCUUCGGCGUCGGAUACAUUCCAGGCACGGAAGGCUCUUUUAGUUGGUCCUGCAGUGAUCUCGUUCAUCGGAUCUGCAAUCGCACCCGGAUCUAAUAGCAUAUACCGAGUUGUCGCGGCUCAAGUCUUGAUUGGAUUCGGGUUUGCUACUGUACCUUUGGCAUAUUGCGUCCCUAGUGAGAUUCUUCCGCGGAAAUGGAGACCCAUGGCACAGGCUGCGAUGAAUGUUGCCGCCGCAGUUGGUGCUUGUUUGGCGCCAUUGAUCAUAGGUGCCCUCACCAAAGCCAAUCCUCACACAGGUUGGCGCAAUUUCUAUUGGAUUCAAAUGGUCUUAUGGGGACUGACCGCAAUCGGCCUUGUUAUCGGCUACAAGCCGCCAAAGCGACACACCCACCUUGACCACUUAUCUAUUUGGCAAAAGCUCGCUCGGCUAGACUUACCUGGUUUUAUCAUGUUGACCGCCGGUUUGACAUUGUUCUUGACUGGACUCAAUCUCGGCGGUGGUCUGUAUGCAUGGGCCAGGGCGCCAGUACUGGCGACUCUCAUCGCCGGUAUCCUCUGUCUCGUUGCCUUCGGGAUCUAUGAGUGGAAAUUCACAAAGACUGGUAUUCUGCAUCAUGACCUCUUUCGCGGAGGCAAGAACGCGGGCAAGACCUUCGCUAUUUGCAUCGGCCUCAUUUUCAUUGAAGGCAUUCUACUAUUCAGCUACGUUAUUUUCUAUCCUGUCUUGUAUGGCUAUCCCGAUCUAACCUCGUCGCUGUUCACCGAAGACCCUCUGCUGAUGUCCGCAAGGCAGCAACCCUUCUGGAUUGCAGGUGGACUGAGUACUAUGAUAUACGGAUACGUGAGUACGAGAUUCCGAAUGAUUCGGGAACCGCUAUUUGUCGGAUUCCUCCUGUUCACGGGAGGAAUCGUUGGCCUCGCCACAAUUCAACCGGAAGACGAAUUGAGAGCGUUGGUCUUCGCAGGGCUGGCUGGAUUGGGAUUUGGCUGCCCACUUAUCCUUCUUAUCGCCGCCGUUCAACUCGCGACACCUCACCACCUCAUUGCCACCGCAACGGCGGCGACGACGUGCUCUCGAGCUGUAGCUGCCUCUGUAUUCACGGCCAUUUACUCGGCCGCAUUCGAGACACGUAUCGAAAAGUAUCUCCCAGCAGAUGUUGCCCGGGCUGCUUUGAAGGCGCAGCUUCCCAGCGGGUCCGUUGAAGCUUUUGUUAAAGCACUAUCUUCUCAAGACACAGGCGCACUUUCAAGUAUCCCGGGUGUUAAUCCAACAGUUAUUGCCGCGGGGGAAGGUGCACUGAAACAGGCAUAUGCGGAUGGACUGAGAGCUGUUUACAUUAUUGCGGCCCCAUUUGGUAUCCUCGCAUGCUUGGCAUGCUUCUUUUUGGGAGACCUGCGGAAAGUCAUGGACUACGCUGUUGAGGCCCCGGUGGAGGAUCUGCAUUCUAAACGAGGCCGUGGCCAAAAUGCUUAG
Molecule: messenger RNA, 1794 nt
Organism: Penicillium cinerascens
Lineage: Eukaryota; Fungi; Ascomycota; Eurotiomycetes; Eurotiales; Aspergillaceae
Product: trichothecene efflux pump
Exons: 5
Coding region: 1-1794 (597 amino acids)
Biological process (GO): transmembrane transport
Molecular function (GO): transmembrane transporter activity
Source: RefSeq, a predicted model, not a curated record